CUGGUGGCAGUGGCUGGUUGUGCUGAAGGGCGAGUAAUCUACGGACUGGUGCAUCUGGCAUAGUAUCAGUUCUACAUCCACCUCCUCUGCUGAAGGCAUACGGACUGUAAACAGAACAUUUGUUAUUGGAAUAUUUUUUAAUGGACAGCAUUGUUUUCGUGCAUUUUCCCCCAAAGUUCUGGUGAUGCAGCAGACAGUAUUCCAGGAUAUGUAAAGCGCUGGUGUGAUAACAUCGUUCGCAUGUGAUUCUUCAAGAUAGCAUUCUCAACUGGGACAAAACAUGGACUAAUCUUGAUUUAAUAAUGGGAUUUCCUAGACUUUCUUUUGCGCUUGGGCUAUUUUGUAUUUCUUCAGUUUGGGGAUUUGGGGUUGACCCAGCCUUACGCAUCAACGUUUUCAGUGAGCUGUUGCUUGGAGAGACUGCUUUUGAGGGAGUCUCGCAGGUCCAAGGCUUCCAUGACGAGUCCAGAGCUUUCCUUUUCCAAGGAGCUUCCCGUAAUGUAAAAGCAACAGAGGAUGUGGCAGAGCGCAUGCUUCGGAAGUUGAAAAAUAAGACUGAGUUCACCAUUGUGGCCACCCUCAAACAGGAGCGCCUCAACUCCGGAGUCAUCUUGUCCAUCCAUCAUGCUGACCAAAGGUUCUUGGAGCUGGAGAGUAGUGGGCAGAGAAAUGAAGUGCGGCUCCACUUUCGGACGCAGGGCGGGCAGCCUCACACAGAAACCUUCCCCUACACUCUGGCCGAUGACCAGUGGCAUAAAGUAUCGCUGGCGGUCAGCGCCUCUCAUGUCGUCUUACAUGUGGAUUGCAACAGAAUCUACGAGAGAGUGGUGGACGUCCCAUCCAUGGAUAUUCCUGAAGGGACAUCCUUCUGGCUGGGACAAAGAAAUGGUGCACAUGGGUUCUUUAAGGGUACCAUGCAAGAUGUCCAGAUCCUUGUCAUGCCUCAAGGGUACAUCUCCCAGUGCCCAGAUCUGAACCGAACCUGUCCAACAUGCAAUGACUUUCACGGACUUGUGCAGAAAAUCAUGGAACUGCAAGACAUUUUAGCCAAAACAUCAAGCAAGCUGUCCAUGGCCGAGGAGAAGAUGAAUGGGCUGGAUAGCUGCUAUUGUGAGCGGACCUGCAGCGUCAAGGGGGUGAUCUACCGGCAGGACGAGACCUGGACAGAUGGCUGCAGGAACUGCACGUGCACGAAUGGCACAGUGCAGUGUGAAACCAUUUCAUGCCCACCACCAAACUGCCCCUCGGGUACUGCCCCCACCUACGUGAAGGGAGCCUGUUGCAAAGAGUGCCAACCCGUGUGCAUCUUCAGUGGGAGGAAGUUGGUAGAAGGUGAAACCCGCACCAUUCGUGACAACGGCAUGUGCUUGUUACUAGAGUGCCGAGAUCAGACGAUGCGCACGGUGGUGACCCCAAGCUGUCCGGAGCUAAAGUGCCCCGAGGUGGAACAGAUUACCCUCGUAGACAGAUGCUGUAAAAUCUGCAGAGGUUAUGACUUCUGCGUCGAGGACAACCCCUGCAUAGAGAACUCCGACUGUAUGAACCUGGAGGCGGCAGCCCGCUGCAGCUGUAAGGACGGCUUCCGGCCGCUCCGCGACGACAACGCCUACUGCGAAGAUAUCGAUGAGUGUGCUGAGGGGAAGCACUACUGCCGUGAGAACACAAUGUGUGUCAACACUCCCGGAUCCUUCAUGUGCAUCUGCCACACUGGCUACAUCAGGAUCGAUGAUUACUCCUGUACAGAGCAUGAUGAAUGUGCAACUGGUCUCCACAACUGCGACGAGAACGCGCUCUGCUUCAACACUGUGGGAGGGCAUAGCUGCUCCUGCAAACCUGGUUACACUGGCAACGGCACUGUCUGCAGAGCCCUUUGUGACGGCUUGUGUCAAAAUGGAGGAACGUGUGUCUCUCCCAACGCCUGCAUUUGCCAGCAAGGCUUUACCGGAAAAAAGUGUGAAAAAGAUAUUGACGAGUGUUCCACUGGACUGGUGGAGUGCGACAGCCGCGCCUCCUGUGUCAACCUGCCCGGGUGGUACCACUGCGAGUGCCAGGAAGGCUACCAUGACAACGGGAUGUUCUCGGUCAAUGGAGAGUCCUGUGAAGAUGUGGAUGAGUGUAAAACAGGGAGAAACACAUGUGCCAACGACACCGUCUGCUUCAAUCUGGAUGGGGGGUACGACUGCAGAUGCCCCCAUGGACACAACUGUACCGGUGAUUGUAUCCAUGACAACAAGGUCAAGCACAACGGACAGAUCUGGGUGCUGGAGAAUGACAGGUGUUCCGUGUGUUCAUGCCAGAGUGGUCUGGUGAUGUGCCGGCGAAUGGUGUGCGACUGCGAGAACCCCACGGUAGACCUCUUCUGCUGUCCGGAGUGCGACCCACGGCUGAGUAGCCAGUGCCUGCACCAGAACGGCCUGCUGACCUACGGCAGCGGCGACACCUGGAUGGAGAACUGCCAGCAGUGCCAGUGUCUGCAAGGUGAAGUGGACUGCUGGCCUCUCUCCUGUCCUUCAGUGGAUUGUGACUUCACCAUGGUUCCUGAGGGCGAGUGCUGCGCCCGUUGUGUCACCGACCCGUGCCAGGCCGACACCAUCCGCAACGACAUCACCAAGACGUGCACGGACGAACAUGGCAUCACUCGCUUCAGCGGCUCCUCCUGGGUCAAGCAUGGCACCGAAUGCACACUCUGCCAGUGCAAGAAUGGACACAUCUGUUGCUCAGUGGAUCCUAUGUGCCUUUAGUCUCUCUAAGGCACUGAAUUUGCAUUUGUACAGUGUAGUCCAUAUAGAAGAAACUUGCAUUUCACCCCCUGCCUCCCGCCCUCUCCCCGAAACUCUAAAUUAAACCAAAUUUAAAUGUGUAAUAUACCAAAUUGCUGACAAAAGAACCACCUCUACUCAUCGCUGCAGCUGAGGGGGACUCUGUGCAUUGAAGAUCACAAACUCAUCAGAAAACAUAAUUCUGUAAAAUAUUAUAUACAGGCAUGACUGUACUAAGUGUUGAAAAUGUUUGUUCUGGUUUUUAAUUCUUUUAAAAAUUCAAAAGGCUAUAGACAUCCUAGGUAGUGAACUUCAGUGUAGUUCUCAUUUAACACAUAAUGGAGUCUUCUAUAGUAAAUGAUUCUAUAUCACUUUUUUUGCUCUUGGUUUGUUACUUUUUUUCAAAAUUUCAGUUUACUGUACGAUAUGGCUUGUUAUUGUGUAAUGGUGAAAUAAAGUAUUUCCAUUUCCAUUUA
Messenger RNA from Alosa alosa (allis shad), 3235 nucleotides. RefSeq names its product neural EGFL like 2a (gene nell2a). Lineage: Eukaryota; Metazoa; Chordata; Actinopteri; Clupeiformes; Clupeidae. Gene Ontology annotation, molecular function: calcium ion binding; protein binding. The transcript is spliced from 20 exons. The coding region runs from base 303 to 2741 and encodes 812 amino acids. The record is from RefSeq and is a predicted model, not a curated record.